This is a messenger RNA of Paramacrobiotus metropolitanus, 912 nucleotides long. RefSeq lists its product as uncharacterized. Gene Ontology annotation, molecular function: chitin binding. Lineage: Eukaryota; Metazoa; Tardigrada; Eutardigrada; Parachela; Macrobiotidae. The transcript is spliced from 4 exons. The record is from RefSeq and is a predicted model, not a curated record. Gene Ontology annotation, cellular component: extracellular region. Bases 83 to 679 code for a protein of 198 amino acids.
UCCGCUUAGCAAUUAUUGAAUCAGAGCAGUUUAACAAUUCAAUAAGCCUGUCAAGAGCUUUCCGUGAUACUUCCUGUCAACCAUGAAGUGCUUACUUGUUCUUGCUGUUAUCUUGGGAGUAACCUAUGCCACACCAGUCAAACGCGCCGUCAGCGCUCAGAACCCCCCAGUAUGGUCCGCCCUGGACCAGUUAAGUGGCCGGAAUAAACUGAGCACAGCCGACAUUUAUAACCUGUACGUUAGCGCUCGUGCUGGUCAGGAUUACCCAACAUACAACGCCAACGAUAUUCCGCAAGGAAACUGGGACUGCUCUGCUCACCAACCAGGCUACUAUGCUGACACUGACUUCAAGUGUCAAGUUGUCCGCCGAUGUGAUGUCAACGGCAACUUGACCUCGUACAUCUGCCCCAACAUGACGCUGUUCAACCAAAUCACCCUGGUCUGCCACUGGUUUUGGGAGGUCGACUGCAGCCAAGCUGCCAAGUUCUACGACUACAGCAACAGCCGUCUGUAUCAGGGCGCUGAUGUGCCGCUGCUGGACAACCAGGACAACUACCAGGCUGUCAAUCUCGCUCAAGGCCGAUCGGAUUUGUACACUCUGACAUGGGAUGUUAAGCCCAUCGCAGGAAAGGCCGUGGCAAAGGGAGCGGCCAGCGCAAAGGGAGCGGCGAAAGCAUGAUAAAACCGUUCGAUUUCUGACGAAGCUGCUCAAGCGGAACACCACGCCCUUUUUCUGUCUAGUCUGCAUUUUUUUGUAUUUUACUCUUGUUGGAUAGGCUAGUUAGUGUAUGGAAUGUAUGAAUGUAAGCUUGAGAUGACAAAAAGAUGUGAAAAAUUUGUCGUGUAAUUUGGGCUCGUGACAAGUGCUCGUGGGUGUACGUGAGAAUCAAGUAAAAUGGCUGUAGCCAAAAA